AUGGAAAAGCAGAAAGAACUCGACCACGAAAAACAAAACCUUAAGAGUCUUAUUGAAGAGGAGCGGCGCGUUGCGGCGGGGAUAGAAAAACUGACAGGGGAAGCCCCUGAGGAGGAGACUCCAAAAGAAGUUGCACUCGCUGAGCAAGAGGCGCAGCCUCCAGAGGAGCAACCAGCUGAGGAAGAAGCCGCAGAAGAAAAGGCUGAGGAGAAGAGCGCUGAGUUAAACGAAGCCGAAGCCACAGAAGAAAAGGCUGAGGAAAAGAGUGCUGAAGCAAACGAAGCUGAAGCCCCAGAAGAAAAGGCUGAGGAAAAGAGUGCUGAAGCAAACGAAGCUGAAGCCGCAGAAGAAAAGGCUGAGGAGAAGACCGCUGAGCCAAACGAAGCCGCGGCUCUCACUUCUGAGCCCACAGAAGCAGAGCCAGAGGAAGCGCCUCAAGAAGCUUCUGCUCAAGAAGCAGGCGGCGAGGAAGAUACUUCCGAAGAGGUGGGACUGUCUACUUCACAAACAAAACCGAAGGCUUAA
This is a messenger RNA of Eimeria necatrix, 525 nucleotides long. RefSeq lists its product as hypothetical. The coding region runs from base 1 to 525 and encodes 174 amino acids. The transcript has 5 exons. The record is from RefSeq and is a predicted model, not a curated record. NCBI's taxonomy places the organism in Eukaryota, Apicomplexa, Conoidasida, Eucoccidiorida, Eimeriidae.